AGAUUGGGCGCUGCAGAUGAAGCUAUGUACGAGCGGUUUGUUGUGCCUCCAUAGCGCUAAGCUGCAAACCGGGAGACAAGGGUCAACACGGUUGAGGAAGCCAAGGUUUAAGACAUGAGUCUUUCUUUAAGAACUGAACUAGCAUCCGAUAAGACGAAGAGGAAAAAGAGGCGUGAACUGACUGAUGAGCAGAAAGAUGAGAUAAAAGAAGCGUUCGAACUCUUUGACACGGACAAAGAUAAAGAAAUCGAUUACCACGAACUGAAGGUCGCAAUGAGAGCUCUGGGCUUCGAGGUGAAGAAAGUUGAUGUGUUGAAGAUUCUGAAAGACUAUGACCGGGAAGGAAAUGGAAAAAUAACUUUCGAAGACUUCAAAGAAGUGGUGACGGACAGGAUCCUUGACCGCGACCCCAAGGAGGAGAUCCUGAAGGCGUUCAAGCUGUUUGACGACGACGAGUCGGGGAAGAUCAGCCUGCGGAACCUGCGGCGCGUCGCCCGAGAGCUGGGCGAGGACAUGAGCGACGAGGAGCUCCGGGCCAUGAUCGACGAGUUCGACACCGACGGCGACGGAGAGAUUAACCAGGAGGAGUUUGUCUCCAUUAUGACGGGAGACUCGUGAGACUGGGCGCCAACUGUCAGCACGGCGGACUGACGGUGCUCGGCGAUGUUGCUGUUGCCAAGCAACCAAACUUUUUGAGCCCAUUUGUAUGAGUCACGCUGCAGCAGUUUGUGUGGUCACUCCACCAUUGCCACGGUUACUGUUUCCAUCGCUAGACUAGCCCCUCCCAACAAGAACAACCAAAGGGACCAACACCAACAACCAGAGGUACCUCAUGGUAGCUAGUUUAAAAGAGGCCUGUCUUUUACUCUGUCGCAACUCAUGCUUUGGCCAUAGCAUCCAGAACAAAGCAAAGCAGAUAGGACUGACUGACUUGUAAAAGCAUGCAGAUCCCAUUGUAAUGCACCAAAUAAUCUGAAAAGCUACGAAAGCAUAGCCGAGCUUUAAAAUCAAAAACAACUUCUUUGUCUGCGUGUGGUCGGGACUUAGGGUUUCAUUGUAGUUUGUUGAAGCAGUUCAUUCCUUCUAAAGGAAACUCUAAUCGUGACCAGGAGCUUUUCAUGUUGUUGACGCAUUAUUGAUGUUGGCUUUGUAUUUGGGAUUACUUGUUUCAACAUUCUAGAGCUCAUGCACUGUGAGAUUUGUGGACAGAGUUCUGUAGAAUUAUUAUACUUUUAUGUAGAAAUUUGGGAUUUUUUAUAUUAGAUGUUUUGUAUCAUUUCAGUGUCCUAUUUCGGUUUGAGUUUAAUGAAUGUGAUAAUAAAUACAAGCAUCUGUCAAUGUA
This is a messenger RNA of Sardina pilchardus (European sardine), 1342 nucleotides long. It is a transcript of the gene cetn3, whose product is annotated as centrin 3. Gene Ontology annotation, cellular component: microtubule organizing center. The transcript has 5 exons. Gene Ontology annotation, biological process: spindle pole body duplication. The coding region runs from base 115 to 618 and encodes 167 amino acids. Lineage: Eukaryota; Metazoa; Chordata; Actinopteri; Clupeiformes; Clupeidae. The record is from RefSeq and is a predicted model, not a curated record. Gene Ontology annotation, molecular function: calcium ion binding; microtubule binding.